AUGGCAAGGCCAGAUUCACCGAUGGACGAUUCGCCAUUGUCGUCAAUGUCCUCCUCCGAGGACGAGUUUCCCGACGAGGUCACCGAGGUCAUGGACGACGGGCCGCCACCCAAGCGACUCAAGAUCACUGCCCGGUCUAACACGCCUUCAGCCGUCGCGCCGGAGCCCGAGACAGGCCCCGAUCCGCUCGAGGGCAUGUCCGAUGUAUCUUCCGACACCGAUGGCGACGUCCCAAGCUCGCCAAUCAAUGCGCGACAAGACGAAGAUGACUUCCAGGAGCAGAUCACCGUUUGCGCGUGGGAAAGGGUGCAGGACCGGGGACAUGAGAAGAGCAUGCCUCAUGCUAGUGGCUACGCGCUGAAGGCCCAUAUGAGGAGCCACACGAGGGAGAAGCCGUUUUACUGCUACUUACCCGAAUGCGAUCGCGCAUUCACUCGUUCCGACGCUCUCGCGAAGCACAUGCGCACCGUACACGAAACCGAAGCACUCCGGCCUUCCGACCCGGUCCCCAAGAGCAUGCAAGCCGCGACGGGCAAGUCCAAGAACCUGAAAAUCAUCAUCAAAACCCCACAAUCACACGCCGCCGGCCACGACGACGCCAUCGACGAUGGUAGCGCGGGCGACGAGUCUUCAAGCGACAUGUUCACCCCCCUCACCGAAGAUCAGGGAUUUGCUUCCAACGAAAUCAAGAUGCCGCUCGAGCGGCUUAUGAAGCUCUGCUGGCUGCAGGUGAAGUGGGCUGAGGAGGAAGGCGAGAAGCUGCGUGCUGAGUGCAAGCAGUGGGAGGAGUUGUACAAGCAGGAGUGGCUCGAGAAGGAGGUGUUGCUAGAUCAAAUGGUCGACAGCGAGCAGGCAUGGCAGGCUCGGAGGCAGGCGCUGCUUGCAACAGCAGAUGAUGGUGACGCAGUGCCAGCUGACUCGAAUGAGCCGGUUGCGCUUGACGUCUAG
Messenger RNA from Chaetomium globosum CBS 148.51, 948 nucleotides. RefSeq lists its product as uncharacterized. Bases 1 to 948 code for a protein of 315 amino acids. Gene Ontology annotation, biological process: regulation of transcription by RNA polymerase II. The record is from RefSeq and is a predicted model, not a curated record. The transcript is spliced from 3 exons. Lineage: Eukaryota; Fungi; Ascomycota; Sordariomycetes; Sordariales; Chaetomiaceae. Gene Ontology annotation, molecular function: DNA-binding transcription factor activity, RNA polymerase II-specific; RNA polymerase II cis-regulatory region sequence-specific DNA binding. Gene Ontology annotation, cellular component: nucleus.